Nasonia vitripennis (jewel wasp) is the source of this 1891-nucleotide messenger RNA. Its product is annotated as SET domain-containing protein SmydA-8. Gene Ontology annotation, molecular function: protein binding. Lineage: Eukaryota; Metazoa; Arthropoda; Insecta; Hymenoptera; Pteromalidae. The record is from RefSeq and is a predicted model, not a curated record. The transcript has 8 exons. The coding region runs from base 119 to 1678 and encodes 519 amino acids.
GCUGCCGGCUAUAAACAUUUCGGCUGCAGCCGUCGACGAGUGCAGAUCAUCGGUAUAUAAUUAGUGGCAGAGCUGCAACUGUCAGGAUAAACAGAAGCUCUGCAUACCGCAAUACGAGAUGAAGCCCAGUACGGAGAGGGAGGAGGUCUGCGCUGUUUGCAAAGUGCCCGCGAAACAGAAGUGCGGAGGAUGCAAGUCCGUGUUCUAUUGCGGACGCGAGCAUCAGAAGGCCCACUGGAGGGAACACUCGGCAAAGUGCAAGUCUUACAAGUUGGUAGAGAACGAGAAGCUCGGCCGUCACUACGUCGCGAUCAGACGGAUCGAAGCCGGCGAAGUGGUGAUAAGGGAGGACGACGCUCUGGUCCAGGCUCCACAGCAGGAAACAGUACCGAUAUGUCUCGGCUGCUAUAAGCCUCUGGAAUCGGACACAGCCAAGCCCUGCGAGCUUUGCGGUUGGCCGCUUUGCGCCUCCUGCACCAGCCACGGAGCCGAGUGCGACUUCACCAAGCGGCACAGAGAUACGAAGGUCACGAUAACGGGCUUCGGCAUAGCGCAUCCCACGUACAAAUGCAUCGGCGUCGUGAGGGCACUGGCCCUGCGGGAGACGAAUCCCGAGGCGUACGAGCGGUUUACCAAACUGGCAUCCGGAGAGCUCGAGGAGCCGCGAGAGAUAGCCCGGUUCAUCAAGCGCUUCUUCAACAAGCUCCACGACUUCUCGGAGGACGAGAUCGCCAGGGCCGCCGGUAUUAUGCAAAUCAACGGACACGAAGUGCCGAUCAGCGAACCGGUGCUGAUAGCCGUCUACGACGAGUCGUCCUAUGUGGAGCACAGCUGCAGGGCGAACUGCUCGAAAAGCUUCACCAGCUCGGGAGGCAUCGUUAUACGGGCGGCGAUGGAGAUCGAAAAAGGUGAGCACAUCAUGAUCUGCUACACGGAUCCGCUGUGGGGCACAGCCAACAGGCGGCAUCACCUCCUGCGCACCAAGUUCUUCGAGUGCACGUGUCCGCGCUGCUCCGAUCCCGCGGAGUUCGGCAGCAUGUUCAACGCCAUCGAGUGCUCCAAGAGCGACUGCUCGGGCUGUAUGCUGCCGAAGAGCUUCACGGUUCAGGAGAUUCCCGACUACCGGUGCAACAAGUGCGACAACUCCAGGAGCUCGAACUCGGUCGACGAGAUGCUCGAGCAGAUCGGUAAGGAGAUGGCCUCGAUGAGGAAGAACGACGCCGGCGCCUGCAGGAGCUUCGCGAGGAAACACGCCUCGAAGCUUCACGACAACCACUACUACAUGACGGACGUGAAACUGGCACUGGCACAGAUGAUCGGCCAGCAAACCGGUGGUCUACCGGCCCUCGACAACGAGACCAUCAGCGAGAAGAUACUCCUCUGCAAGAAACUCGACGACCUCCUCAAGACCAUCGUGCCAGCGGAGAAUAGGGUGAGGGGUCUGGUGCUUUUUGAGAUGCACGCCGCGGUCGCCGAGUUCGCCCGCAGACAAGACAGGGAGCAGCUUUACAAUAUUUUACAAGAAUCGAAGCGACUGCUGAACGAGGCGUACCAGCUGCUGAAGUACGAGCCGGAGUUACUACCGGAGGGUAUAAUCGCCAAGACGGCCAAGAAAAAUCUCCGCGAGAUGGAUAUGAUCCUAAAGCAGCUCUGUCAGAAUGCCGUGGCGCCCUUGUGACACGAGAUAUCGCUUAUGCGAAUCUCGAGUCUGCAGUAUUCCAUAACGGACUUCUUCUAACACAGCGAUUAUGCUUUUUGUUGUAGAGAGAGAGAAAGAGAGAUAUCGAACGUUUUUAUACGUGUAUAAGCGAUUUUUAAUAAACGAAGCGGAAUAAUCCGACCCAUUGUCUCUUUGGCGACGUGUUGGGAAAUUUGCGUAGAGCGACUUUUA